GUGGGAGGACCCGGAUGUGGCUGGAUCCCAACAUGGCGGCGGCGGCGGCGGCCGACAGUUUGAGCGGAGGAGCCGGAACGCGGAGCUGAGGCAGGAAAGUUUUCCCUCGGCGGAAGGAGCACAGCCCGGGCCAUGUUCUCCAAGAAGAAGAAGCGCGUGGAGAUCUCGGCGCCGUCCAACUUCGAGCACCGGGUGCACACGGGCUACGACCCCUCGGAGCAGCGCUUCACGGGGCUGCCCCGCCAGUGGCAGGGGCUGCUCGAGGAGUCGGCCCGGCGCCCCAAGCCCCUCGUGGACCCCGCCUGCAUCACCGCCAUCCGCGGGGCCCACAAGGCCGAUCACGCCGCGGGACGCCCUCAGGAGGGGCCCCCCAACGGGCCGCUCCCCGCCUCGGCAGGAGCCCCCCAAGCCCCCAAAGCCCCGGCGCCUCCUCCUCCUCCUCCUCCUGCUCCUCCUGCCCCGCCGGAGCCCCCGGCCCCGCGCGGCCCCGGCCCCGCCGCCGUGCCGCAGCGCGUGUCCCACGAGCAGUUCCGGGCGGCGCUGCAGAUGGUGGUGGACCCCGGGGACCCCCGCUCGUACCUGGACAACUUCAUCAAGAUCGGCGAGGGCUCCACGGGCGUGGUGUGCAUCGCCACCGUGCGCGGCUCCGGGCAGCUUGUGGCCGUCAAGAAGAUGGACCUGCGCAAGCAGCAGCGGAGGGAGCUGCUCUUCAACGAGGUGGUGAUCAUGAGGGACCACCAGCACGAGAACGUGGUGCAGAUGUACAACAGUUACCUGGUGGGCGACGAGCUCUGGGUGGUGAUGGAGUUCCUGGAGGGCGGCGCCCUGACCGACAUCGUCACCCACACCAGGAUGUCGGAGGAGCAGAUCGCCGCCGUGUGCCGCUCGGUGCUGCGCGCGCUCGCCGUGCUGCACGCCCAGGGCGUCAUCCACCGCGACAUCAAGAGCGACUCCAUCCUCCUCACGCACGACGGACGGGUGAAACUCUCGGAUUUUGGGUUCUGUGCCCAAGUGAACAAGGACGUGCCGCGGCGCAAGUCCCUGGUGGGGACCCCGUACUGGAUGGCCCCCGAGCUCAUCUCGCGCCUGCCCUACGGCCCAGAGGUGGACAUCUGGUCCCUGGGGGUGAUGGUCAUCGAGAUGGUGGACGGGGAGCCCCCCUAUUUCAACGAGCCCCCCCUCAAAGCCAUGAAGCUGAUCCGGGACAACCUCCCCCCCCGGCUCAAGAACGGCCACAAGGUGUCCCCGUCGCUGAAGGGGUUCCUGGAGCGGAUGCUGGUGCGGGACCCCGCGCAGCGCGCCAGCGCCCCCGAGCUGCUCCGCCACCCCUUCCUGGGCGUGGCCGGGCCCCCCGCCUGCAUCGUGCCCCUGAUGCGGCAGCACCGGCUGCGCUGAGGGACCCCCGGCACGGGGAGAGACCCCCGGCAAUGGGGGAGAGACCCCCGGCAAUGGGGACAGACCUACGGCACGG
Messenger RNA from Melospiza melodia melodia, 1471 nucleotides. It is a transcript of the gene PAK4, whose product is annotated as p21 (RAC1) activated kinase 4. NCBI's taxonomy places the organism in Eukaryota, Metazoa, Chordata, Aves, Passeriformes, Passerellidae. Gene Ontology annotation, biological process: regulation of MAPK cascade; intracellular signal transduction; protein phosphorylation. Gene Ontology annotation, cellular component: cytoplasm. Gene Ontology annotation, molecular function: ATP binding; protein serine/threonine kinase activity. The record is from RefSeq and is a predicted model, not a curated record.